AUAUAUAUAUGGCAUUUGCUAUUAGGGAAAAGGAACAUAACAAGUAUGGAGAAGAAUGGGGAAAGCAACAGCAGAAGUGGUGGUUUGAGGGUCGGGUCAGGGUUGAGUCCGAACGAGUUAAAAGUUCACACUUUGGUUGAUCUUGUAGAUGGUGUAGAGAGAGAGAAAGAGCAAAAACAUCUUAAAAAUUCUCUCUCUCCAAGGCAGAUGAAGUCCUUAGUUGCUCUCUGUGACACCAUCGUACCUUCCAUCGACAACAACCUUGUUGCCUCUCUCCACGAACCUGUUGCCAACUUCUAUCGGACUUCAUCUUCCAUGGCUGGAACACCUCACCAUCUUGGGAUAUUAAUAAGUGAGAAAAUGAAACACCCAAGAACAUGGUUGUUGCUAUUGACAUUAUGGCUACUAUCUACAUGGUUUGGCACAUUCAUACUAUGUGGCAUGGCGAGUCUCUCAACAAAGUUUCCGUUCUUCCAAAGCUUCCCUGACAUGUCUCUGCAAAAACGCCAAAAAGUUAUGCAGUCUUGGUCACUCAGUUAUUUUCGACUCCUUAGGAUGUUAUUCAGAACCAUCAAGCUUCUCACCCUCCUUGUCUUCUUCACGCAGCUAGAUGAAGCAGAAGAUAAUCCAUCAUGGGAGGCAAUUGGAUAUUGUGGACCUGAUCCAGAGUUCAAAGCACAGUUGAAGAAUCACUUUUUUCAUGGAACAUCAAAUGAAGGAGGACAAGAGGAAAAAGAAGUAGAAGAAGUUAGAGGACCACUUUACAAAGGUCUUGUGCAUAUAAAUAACCCAAGAGACAUCAUUGCAGAUUCUCUAAGACAAUUUGGAUUCUCUGUCUCUACCACUCCUAUAAAGGCCAAGGCUUCUAACAUGUCAUCUCCAUCAUUAGUUAUCCAAUGUGAUGCAGUGGUUGUUGGUUCUGGCUCUGGAGGUGGGGUUGUAGCUGGAGUUCUAGCAAAUGCUGGUUAUAAAGUUUUGGUCUUGGAGAAAGGAAGCUAUUAUGCUAGGAAUAAUCUUUCCCUUCUUGAAGGACCUAGCAUGGAUCAAAUGUACCUCUCACGUGGUUUGGUUGCAACAGAUGACAUGUCUGUGCUGAUACUAGCAGGAUCCACAGUUGGUGGGGGGUCUGCAAUCAAUUGGUCAGCCAGCAUUAAAACCCCUCAACAUGUAUGCAAGGAGUGGUGUGAACGCUAUGAGCUAGAACUGUUUGAAAGUAUGUUGUACAGAGAAGCCUUGGAUGCUGUUUGUGACAAAAUGGGUGUUCAAUCUGAGAUUGAAGAGGAAGGGUUCAAUAAUGCAGUCUUGAGAAAAGGGUGUGUGGAAAUGGGGUAUCCAGUGAGUAACAUUCCCAGGAAUGCUUCAUCGGAUCACUACUGUGGCUGGUGUUGCAUGGGGUGCAAGGAUGGAAGGAAGAAAGGUACAUCAGAGACAUGGCUAGUGGACUUGGUGAAAUCAGGUAAUGGAGCAAUCAUUCCAAGUUGUGAGGCUAUACAAGUCUUGCACAAGAAAAAGAAAGGAAGAGACAGAAGAAUAGCAUGUGGAGUGGCCUUUGCAAUUGAACAAAAGGGAAGCAAAGACAUUUGUGUAGUGGAGUCCAAGGUCACAAUUGUAGCCUGUGGAGCACUUAGUACUCCAGCAUUACUCAAAAGAAGUGGCUUGAAGAAUGAAAACAUAGGAAGACACUUGCAUCUUCAUCCAGUGGCAAUGGCUUGGGGCUACUUUCCUGAUUCACCUUCACCUGAGGUGUGGCCAGAGAAACAUAAGAAAAGCUAUGAAGGGGGGAUUAUGACAGCAAUGUCCACAGUUGUUGCUGAGUUUGACAAAUCUGGAUAUGGGGCAGUGAUCCAAACACCUGCAUUGCACCCUGGUAUGUUCUCAAUUCUAACACCAUGGACUUCUGGAAUGGAUAUAAAAGAUCGAAUGCGCAAGUUCUCAAGAACAGCUCAUGUGCUUGCACUGGCUAGGGAUCAAGGAUCAGGAACUGUGAAUUCACCUACAUGUAUAAGUUAUCAGUUGAAAGAUGUGGACAAGGAGAAUUUAAAAAUGGGAAUUGAGAAGGUACUGAGAAUUCUUGCAGCUGCUGGAGCUGAAGAAAUUGGCACUCAUAACAACAAGGGAAAGAGCUUAAAUGUUAAGAAGGUGAGCUAUAAUGAGCUUGAGAAAUUUGUCAAAGAAGAAAGUUCAAGGCCUUUCACAGAUCUUUCAACACCAUUAUGUUCUGCCCAUCAAAUGGGGAGCUGUAAGAUGGGUAACAAUCCAAAGGAAUCAGUUGUGAACCAAAUGGGGGAGACAUGGGAAGUGGAGGACCUUUAUUUGGCAGACACAAGUGUCUUUCCUUCAGCUUUGGGUGUGAAUCCAAUGGUCACUGUUCAGGCUAUUGCUUACUGCACAGCACAAUAUAUUCUUCAAGUUCUCAGAAGAAAAAUAAAGUGAAGAAAAGAAAACUUUUGCUAGUUAUGUAAAAGCAGAAGAGAAUUCUAGUUACAAUAAUGGUAAGUGUGAUGUUCAACAGUCAAUAAUAAAGCACCAGGCUAAACCUUAAUUUGCAAGUUGUGUAAAGCUUAUGAACACUUCAUUUUCAAUAAUAGAUGUUAUAUUACUAA
Messenger RNA from Cajanus cajan (pigeon pea), 2603 nucleotides. Its product is annotated as long-chain-alcohol oxidase FAO4A. Lineage: Eukaryota; Viridiplantae; Streptophyta; Magnoliopsida; Fabales; Fabaceae. Gene Ontology annotation, molecular function: flavin adenine dinucleotide binding; long-chain-alcohol oxidase activity. The record is from RefSeq and is a predicted model, not a curated record.